AUGGACCGCGAACGAGAUGGCCGGAGUCGGAGAUAUGAUGACGGUGAAGUGGUGAGAUAUGGCGCCGGAGAGUCAUGGAGGCCGACCCCGCGAGAACGAUCGCCUAGGAGGCCGAGAAGCCCUAUCAGGGAUAACAGGGCCAGAAGCCCACCACGAACUAGAAGCCCUCGCCCUCGAAGCCCGAUUAUUCCAGGAUCCGAUAGUUACGUCCCUGGGAGAUAUCCUCCACGAAGGCGCUCACGCAGUGUCGGAGAUCGAUACCGGCGCGAACGAUCCCGAGACCGCGAAAGCCCCCGUAGACGCGAGAGAAGUCGGUCUCCAAUCAGAAGAUCUCCGUUGCCUCGCCGAAGCCCACUUAGAAGAGAAUCACCGGCUAGAGAGAAUAGAUAUGAGAGGCCACGAUCGCCACGACGGGAGUGGGAGCGCGAUAGACCGCGCGACUUGGAUCGCGAGCGUGAUCGAGAUUGGGAUCGUGAAAGAAACCGAGUUAGGGACUGGGAGCGCGAUCCUGAUAGGCGAGACGAGAGAAGGUCACGCUCUCCGUUUGCUCGAGACCGCCGCCGCGAGAGAACGCCCCCACCUGGGAAAACGACACCUAUCGCCGCACGAGGCGCACCUUAUAGGCCACGCUCUCGAUCACCAAACCGACGAGACGACAGAUUUCAACCCUUCAAGCGACAUUCGCCUCCGCGAGAACUUGGACCAUCGUCCACGAUACCGUCUCGGCCCGCUUCGGAGAGGGCAGAUUCCCAAUCACAAUCACAAUCUGCAAAGACUCGCUCGCCCCUUACAUUAGAGGGCUCUCCCCCUCAUACCGCUGCUGCGACACCCUCUAUUGCUGCGAAAGAUGCACAGCGGCCCAAUACAUACGAAUCAGCCUCUGCUCAAUCCAAAUCACCACCUCGUGGCCCUGCAGCCUUACGAGCACCGCCUAGUGGUCCUGCCGCUGCUCGAGUAUCAUCAGCCGCCGCAACGAUGCCAGCUCCGCAAACCCAGAAAACCCCCCAAACUCCGAGUACCGCACCUCACAGACCGGAUACCACGAGCCCAACCAACCCUCCAUCAGGGCCUCGAGGCUAUGUGCCAUUAUCUAGAGGUUCCUCCUUUAGUUCUCGUGGCGGAAGGGGUGGAUGGAACCAAGCACCACCUCGCCAUAUGUCUGGUUCAGCAGCAUCAGCGACACCAAGUGGUCCUUCUAAUAUUCCCACUGGCCCUCGAGCAGCUUCUUCAAAUGGAGCUGGUACGGGGACGUCUCCUGCCCAGCGGCCAUUCAAUCCACCAACCGGCCCCUCAGCCCAGCACGGGAAUGGACCAAGACAUAGCCUCGCCCAGAGUCUACUAGCAACGAUGCCCCCCCUUGUUCCAGGUGGGAAAACGGAUCCCAGCAUGACGCCCUUGUUGCUUGGUGUCACCAAAGAGAUUGAGCCUCAUUAUCGAAAACUGAGAGACGAGGAGGAAAAACUACGAGAAGAGCUACGCGUGAAGCAAGAACGUCUCCGAAGGAGCAUGUGCGCAUGGAACAGGCUUGAGCGAGAUGCUCACGCGUGGGAGAUGAGGAGUGACCUAAGUGAGAAGAGCAUGAAGAAUUUGGCUGGCGAGGGAAUUGGCGGUGCGGCCUUUUAG
Molecule: messenger RNA, 1623 nt
Organism: Trichoderma harzianum CBS 226.95
Lineage: Eukaryota; Fungi; Ascomycota; Sordariomycetes; Hypocreales; Hypocreaceae
Exons: 3
Coding region: 1-1623 (540 amino acids)
Source: RefSeq, a predicted model, not a curated record